UCUAAGUUCUAACGAAGUAGCGGAACAGCAUGGAAGGGAGCCAACUCCAAAGCCCAAACACACAAGCAGACACAGCCAUGGCUGCCGGCUGCGACGGAGCUAGAGAGCCCACCACCACCACCACCACCACCAUCACCAAAUCCACCGCCAAACGCAAGACCUGCCAGAAAACUCGGCUAAUGCACCAACAUCAGAAGCAGAAGCACCUCUUAACUCUCAUUUCGAGGGCCACCUCGGCCGCCCACUCCUUCCUCCGCCGCCACGACCUCCGCCUCCUUCCUUCCCAGAUCCUAACCCUGGAGUCCCUCCUCUCCUCCUCUUUCCUCUCCAUCUCCUCCCUCCUCUCCUCCUCUUCCCCCUCCCGGUCUCUUCCUCCCCAACCUCCCCAACAAUGCUGGUUCCACCGCCUCCUCUCCGCCUCCACCCAACACGACCCCCGCUGGUCCCACUUCUUCCACAUUUCCAAACCCUCCUUCACUCUCCUCCUCUCCUUCCUCUCCCCUCUUCUCUCCACCUCUCUUCCCUCCGUCCCUCCCGAUUACGCUCUCGCCUCCGCGCUUUACCGCUUGGCCCACGCUGCGCCCUACAAGGCCGUGGCACGCCGCUUCGGGCUCCGUUCCGCCGAGGCCUGCCGCGCGUUCUACGCGGUGUGCAAGGCCGUGAAUGAGAGACUGGGGCAUUUGUUCGAGCUUAGAGCUGAUACAGACAGAAUUGUGGUGGGUUUCGGGUGGAUUUCGCUGCCCAAUUGCUGCGGAGUUUUGGGGUUUGGGAGGUUUGGUGUUGAAGGUCAGGUGCUUGGAAAAAAUGGGUCGGUGAUGGUUCAGGCAUUGGUGGACUCUGAAGGGAGGUUCUUGGACGUCUCCGCCGGGUGGCCCAGCACGAUGAAGCCUGAAGCCAUUUUCCGUCAGAGUAAGCUCUAUUUGGGAGUUGAGCAAUCGAGGGAGUUGUUGAAUGGGCCAAUGUAUAAGCUUAGCGAUGGCAAUUCGAUUCCUCAGUACAUAUUGGGGGAGUCUUGCUUCCCUCUAUUGCCUUGGCUUUUAACACCCUAUGUCAGAGCUAACGAGGAAGAUAGUUUUGGUUCGUCGGAACGGAAAUUUAAUUCCGUACAUAGUCGGGCAAUGGGAUUGGUUUGCACGGCGUUUGGGAGAGUUCGGGCUCGGUGGCAGCUUCUGUCGAAGCGGUGGAAGGAGGAGUGUGUUGAGUUUUUGCCUUUUGUUAUUGUUACAGGGUGUCUGCUGCAUAAUUUUCUGAUUAAGUGCAGCGAGCCCAUGCCGAAUGAAAAUCUGGGGUGCUUAAGGGAAGGGGAAGAACUCUCUGUUUUUGAGGGAGAGCUGGAUGAGAGUGCGCAGAGGACCAGGGAUGCCCUUGCCUCGCAUUUGAGCCGGGUAAGCAUCAGAAGAUGAAUGCUUUGCUUACAUUUGUAGAUUGUAGUUGCUCUGCCUUUCUGUAGUUCUUGUUAAUAUUGGAUUUGGAUGACUUGGAAUUCAGACAGGAUGUGCUUUAGUAUAUGCUUGUGUUGAUGAUUACCUUAAGUGUCUGAAUUCAUUCAUCAACAAUGAAGAGCAACAUAUAAAAACAUUAGCCAUGCAUAUAAGAUGUGGAGAUUGGAUAUCCAAAUUUGAAGGUGUCUCAUGCGGCAUCUCUCCCCUUGAUUGUUUGACCAAAAUAAGAUGAAAAGAUUCUGAUUUUGCAGCAACAUGAUUCUGGAGUGACCAUUAUGAAUAGGAGGCCCCAAAGAAGUGUAUUUUCCUCAAAAAUGCUUUAAUUGAAGGCCACAAAUCACAGUUUCCUUUCUCAGGUUGCUGCAGGAGAGGUUGAUUCAUGAAAAGCUUAAUUAUGGACUGAUCUGAUAUGGGACAAAAGCCAGAAACAUUUGUGCUACUAACAUGGAUGUUAUGAUAUUCAGGCAACGAGGAAUUGUGCUAGAGACAUCACUAUAAGAAGGAGAAAGAAGCUUAAUUUGUCAAUGCGGCAGUGCCGUUGCCAAAUUCAAUGAGGUGGUGCUUCUUGCGGGCGAAUAGGAAAUUAUUAAUAAUCCAUUCUUCAAUUUGAAAAUCUAUAACACAAACAUGUAAUGGAACACCCCAACUCUCUGGACAACGAUCCUGUAAAUUUCAAAUGAAAUGAAUAUGAGUAAUGCUAAGUACACAGUUUCAUCCAGAUGGUGGGUGUUUCCUUCAUCCAGAUGGUGGGUGUUUCCUUCACAAUUAGUGGAAUGGGGAUCACUUAUUAGAGUGGUCCUCACGAAAGUGAAAAGAAAAAACCUUUCUAUCCAGAUGAAAAUGUGGUACGUAACAUUACUCAAUGGAUUCUACUGUCUAUUUUAUGGUUAUGAUUUAAAGUUUGUGUAUCUAAUGGUAUAAAUGAUUCCAUAUUAUUUUAUUUUUUUUUAAAAAAAAAAACGUGUCAACAUUUACUUCAUACAUACACUAUUAUAUGCACAAACUUUAAAUAAUAAUCAUAAAAUGGAUACUAUCCAUUUCAUUUGAAAUAAAGAGGAUCCUAUUCCCAACUUGUUAGGGUUAGUUUUGUUAUCAUAAAAGCUUCAUACGCAAAGGCAUUAAGGACCUGUUUGA
Messenger RNA from Corylus avellana, 2576 nucleotides. Lineage: Eukaryota; Viridiplantae; Streptophyta; Magnoliopsida; Fagales; Betulaceae. The record is from RefSeq and is a predicted model, not a curated record.